Molecule: messenger RNA, 3300 nt
Organism: Syngnathoides biaculeatus (alligator pipefish)
Lineage: Eukaryota; Metazoa; Chordata; Actinopteri; Syngnathiformes; Syngnathidae
Gene: ppp2r5ca
Product: protein phosphatase 2, regulatory subunit B', gamma a
Exons: 15
Coding region: 19-1629 (536 amino acids)
Biological process (GO): signal transduction; protein dephosphorylation
Cellular component (GO): cytosol; nucleus; protein phosphatase type 2A complex
Molecular function (GO): protein phosphatase activator activity
Source: RefSeq, a predicted model, not a curated record
ACUCCACAGCCUUCCAUUAUGCCACAGAAGGGCAAAAAAGACAAGGACUCCGCUAAGUCUGGAAAGACCAAAACAUCUGCAAAUGAAAACGGGCCUGCAGGUGAACAAGAUGCCUCCAAUAAGAAAGCGCCUCCCACCACUCAGCUGAUGAGGAUCAAGCAGCCGGGGUCACACUCGGCUGUGAGGAAGGAGAAGAGGUUCAGCUCUUCGUGCUUCGCGCUCAGCGCCAACAGAGAGUUGCACACCCUGGCUCAGAUCACAGAUGUGGCCCCUGCCGAGCAGGAGAAGCUCUUCAUCCAGAAGCUGCGGCAGUGCUGCGUCCUCUUCGACUUCCUGUCCGACCCGCUGAGUGACCUGAAAUGGAAGGAGGUGAAGCGGGCGGCCCUGAGCGAGAUGGUGGAGUACAUCACCCACAACAGGAAUGUCAUCACAGAGCCCAUCUACCCGGAGGUGGUUCACAUGUUUGCUGUGAACAUGUUUAGAACACUGCCUCCUUCAUCUAACCCCACGGGAGCUGAAUUCGAUCCCGAGGAGGAUGAGCCGACACUUGAAGCAGCGUGGCCACACCUCCAGCUCGUCUAUGAAUUUUUCCUUAGGUUUUUAGAAUCGUCUGACUUUCAACCCAACAUAGCAAAGAAAUACAUCGACCAGAAAUUUGUUAUGCAGCUUCUAGAACUAUUUGACAGCGAAGAUCCCAGAGAGCGAGACUUCCUCAAAACGACUCUUCACAGGAUCUACGGAAAGUUCCUCGGCCUGAGAGCGUACAUCAGAAAACAGAUCAAUAACAUUUUUUAUAGGUUUAUCUAUGAGACAGAGCAUCACAAUGGUAUUGCUGAACUACUGGAAAUACUUGGAAGCAUUAUCAAUGGGUUUGCCUUACCUCUAAAAGAAGAGCACAAGAUUUUCCUGUUGAAGGUUUUAUUACCUCUCCACAAAGUGAAAUCACUCAGUGUCUAUCAUCCACAGUUGGCCUACUGUGUGGUGCAGUUUUUAGAAAAGGACAGCACUCUAACUGAGCCGGUGGUCAUGGCUCUCCUCAAGUACUGGCCAAAGACUCACAGUCCCAAGGAGGUAAUGUUCCUCAAUGAGCUCGAGGAGAUUCUGGAUGUCAUUGAGCCGUCCGAGUUUGUUAAGGUGCAAGAGCCUCUCUUCCGGCAGCUGGCUAAAUGCGUGUCCAGCCCGCAUUUCCAGGUGGCAGAACGAGCCCUGUACUACUGGAAUAAUGAGUACAUCAUGAGUCUGAUCAGCGACAACGCGGCCAAGAUUCUCCCAAUCAUGUUCCCCGCUUUGUACCGCAACUCAAAGACCCACUGGAACAAGACCAUCCAUGGCCUCAUCUACAAUGCUCUGAAGCUGUUCAUGGAGAUGAAUCAGAAGCUCUUUGACGACUGCACACAGCAGUUCCGGGCUGAGAAGAACAAGGAGAAGGCCAAGUCGAAAGAACGCGAAGAAGCUUGGAACAAGAUCGAGAACCUCGCCAAGUCCAAUCCACAGCUCCAGCACAGCCAGUGGAAGGAUCGGCCCAUGGUGCGGCGCAAAUCUGAGUUGCCUCAGGACAUCUACACCACAAAAGCCUUGGAGACCCACCGCAGAGCUGAAGACAUGUUGACCCCCCGCGACGGCCUCUAGAUCCAACCGCCUGACUGUCCCUCCGCGGCCAUGGAAACAUCCCCCGGGCCAACCAUGCUUUUUCCUUCGUUCUCGUCCAUUCCGGCUGCCCACUUGGAGUGCAGCACACUGGGCCUGUGACCAGUGCAGAAGUCCCGUGUUCGUCGACGUUCCUCAGAUUUCUGCUUUCUCAGGUUCUUUUGGUUUUGUUUGGAGAAGGACGUCCGUGUGUCUUUUAGCCCCUCGCCGUUGUCUCUGUGUCAUCUGUUCCUCUCACCCCCCACCCCUCUCCGUUUGCUCAAUCUUAAGUAUGGAACCUGGAUAAAAACAAUGACAACACUGCACCGGUUCCUUCAUUAUGACUGGUGGUUGAGCUGCAGGAAUGGACAGUUGAAAGGAUUUUUGUUCUCCAGCACACAAGGCAACAAAGGUCAAAGGAAAGAACUCCCGUCACCACUUUUUUUUUUUUCCUUUCGUGUCUUUGAACCGACAGCUCGUCAGUGCCAACCAAGACUGUGUGCGUUUUUUGUUUUUUAAAUCUCAGAUUCAAGCAGGGGCACUUGCCUUUUGGUUUUGGUCAUUCGUGUUGUUUUGUUUCCUUUUUAGUUUUGCACACUUAUCGACCAAACUCAGGCCUGUCCGUCGCCUUGCAUCGUCCAGGUAGACAGCGAGGAAAGAAGACGUUGUCCUGUGGACAUCUCUCUCUUUUUUUGAUUUUACGUGCCAUUUGCCGCUUUUACGUAUGCUUGCUUCUUUGUGUUCACGGGCAAUGUGUGACCACCAGGCGGCUGUUCUGCCCGCUCACUUCAAACAAUGGUACUCCUGAAUGUGACUUAGGAUCCCUAUAAACUUGGACAAAAGAGUUAACAUAAAAUAACCCAGAAUUGACUUUGUAAAAGCUUUUAAUUUAUUAAAAUCAAGCUCUAGUUACCUCGCUAGGUAUAGAUGCACUUAAUACUAAAAUAGCAAUACCAAAAAUGUCCUCCAUCAAGCUCGCAUGUUUGCUUCGUCACCGUUUGUCCAUCGGAGAAUCAGUAGUGUUGUUUGGACUAACGCAUCAGGCGUGUUCUGAUUUCCUUUAUAUUUGAUGUGCUAGUUGUCUUGUCCCUGGAGGUGAAGUAGUUUGGCCAUCCAGGCCUUCCCCUCCCCCCCACCCCCCAAAAAAAAAAGAACGGCCGCUGUCACACAGAUGCUGAACAGUGAACUUACUUUGUGACUUGGCUCGUUUGUGUUAAUACUGUAUUUGCUUGAAUGCAAAAAGUUGUACAUUCGAAAGUACCAUGUUAAACAUGUACCUUUUACUCCAGAGGAAUGCCAUUCAACCAAACUUGAUUUUCUUGUUUCUGAAAAAAGAAAAAAAAACUAUAUAUAGCCCAUGCUUGCUGGGAAAUACGUUCUUUUAUGGGUUUUAUGACUUAUUUUAGUGCUUUCAAAGGAGUCCGUUCGAUAAAGACUAUUAAAAAGUUAUUUGGUGGCUUGUCUUUUUGCAGAUCUUUUCAUUUUACCAUUUUUAUUUCCAAAACAUAACUUAAGUGUCCUUUUUUUAUGUGACCUGUACUAUAUGAUUCAUUUAUUGUAUAUAUGAUUUACCUUGUUUCAUGUAGUGUUAUAUAUAAAUAUAUAUCUAGAUUAAUUUUGUACAAAUUGUCCUUCUGUACAGAAUAAAACCUCCAUAGCAAGUGAAAACUUCAA